Molecule: messenger RNA, 1739 nt
Organism: Hydra vulgaris (swiftwater hydra)
Lineage: Eukaryota; Metazoa; Cnidaria; Hydrozoa; Anthoathecata; Hydridae
Product: protein-serine O-palmitoleoyltransferase porcupine
Biological process (GO): Wnt protein secretion; lipid modification; protein palmitoylation
Cellular component (GO): membrane; endoplasmic reticulum
Molecular function (GO): Wnt-protein binding; palmitoleoyltransferase activity
Source: RefSeq, a predicted model, not a curated record
UUAUAACUGUUUUGGUUUCGUUUUGUUUAAUUUAGAAAAUUUAAUAAUUUAAUAGAAAAUUUGAUAAAUUAGUAAUCAAGUUAUGGAGAUGAAUUAUCAAAUCAAAUAAUCAAAUUAUGGAGUUGUCAAAUAAUGGAGAUCUUAUAAACGAACUAAGACAAUAUUUUCCAGCAGAUACACCUGAAAAUGAAAUGAUUGAAUUAUUCAGCAAUCGUGAGAUGUUCAAUGAAUAUUUAGCACAGCUUGAACUACAUUACUCAGAUUUACAACAGCAGUACAAUGUUUAUGAGGAAUGUUUUCAACCAAUUUUAUCUCAAACAUUAGAAUCUAUUUGGAUGAUUUUGCUUUUUAGUUUAUUAUUGCGUUUCUUUUCUAUUUUAAGACCACCACCAAUUUUUAUUCACUGCCUUUCUGUUUGUUUGGGCUGUUGUUUGUUAUUUAAGUUCUUUGAUUAUGACAUGAUUUAUGUUAUUACUCCAUGUAUGCUUUUAUUUCUUCUUGUACGAUUGGAUAAAAAAGGAGUGCUUGUCAUCGUUUAUGCUGCAGCAUACCUUGUUAUAUGCGAGUUUUAUCUGCUUGAUUCUGUUGUUUGGACAAGGAUAAAAGGAUCUGUAAUGAUAUCAUUUAUGAAUGCAAUUUCUUUUACUCUUCAAACGAGUAAGAGAGUUGAACUAUCAUUUCUUGAAUUUUAUGGAUAUAUACUUAAUCCUUCUACCAUUAUAUUUGGACCUUUUCUUACCUACAACGAUUAUCAGCAAAUAAUUAUUGCUCAUCCUUUGAGUCUCAGCUGGUUAUUAAAUAGCCUAAAAUGUUUGAUUAUUUCAUUACUUUGUGUAUUAUGGUCAAGCUGUGGUAUAAGUUACUAUUUACCAAUGUUAGAAAAUUAUAUACCUGCUCUAAAAAAUAACAGUUGGUGGGAAGCUUACAAAACUGCACAAUCAUUUCGAUUUAGUCAUUAUUUUGUGUGUUAUAUAUCAGAAUCAUCUUGUUUGUUUGCUGGCGUAUCAACAAUAGUCACUAAUGAAAACAAUAUUGUAAUCAAAAAAGAAACUAAAAAAGAUAUAAAUACAAAUGAAAGUGGAAGCACAAUAAAAAUUUUAUGGUCCCAUUCUGUUGCUAGAAUGUUUCAAAUUGAGCUUCCACGAUCUUUAGUAGAUGUAGUCACAAAUUGGAAUCUUCCUCACCAUUAUUGGUUAAAACAAUACGUUUUUAAACCUGUACGAAGGUUUGGUGUGUUACCAGCCAUUUUGAUUACAUAUAUAGCUAGUUCAUUCUUGCAUAGCUUAAACUUUCAAUUGUCUGCUGUGCUACUCUCUAUUGGUCUGUUUGCAUAUGUAGAAAGCGUUUUUCGCAAUUUUCUUGCGGUUUUACUUAGUGCUUGUGUAGAGGCUCGCAAGUGCAGACCUGGAUGUAAUCAUGUGUAUAAAAAAAACACAUUAUGGGUGAUGAUGCUUAAUGUGUUCUUCACAAUUGCUGCUUUAUGGAACCUUUCUUAUCUCGGUUGUUUAUUUGACAAUGGAGGGGAAGAAGAAAAGGGAUACUCAUUACAUCACACGUUAAGAAAGUGGCAAAGUUAUGGAUUUUUGAAUCAUUAUGUCAUGUUAUUGAUAUUUGCUAUUAACUGGUUUUGCAAUAUUUUUCAUUCGAUUUAGUCAUGUUUUCAUUUUUUUUUUUUUUCUUUUAAUAUUUUUUAUUUUAACAACUAUCUUUUGAUUCAUUUUUUAUGAAACUAUUAUUUG